This is a messenger RNA of Acytostelium subglobosum LB1, 951 nucleotides long. RefSeq lists its product as hypothetical. The transcript has 2 exons. NCBI's taxonomy places the organism in Eukaryota, Evosea, Eumycetozoa, Acytosteliales, Acytosteliaceae. The record is from RefSeq and is a predicted model, not a curated record. The coding region runs from base 1 to 951 and encodes 316 amino acids.
AUGGGUAACCUAUUUAGUAGCUGUUGUGAUAAGAAACAACAUACUCCCUAUGAUCCCUUCAUCUAUGAUGAAGACUAUGAAGAGUAUCACAGUCCAAAUGUGCUCAACCCUAAUCUGAUAAACACUUAUGAUCCACCACCUCCUAUACUCAUGGAUCAAUAUAGUAGUGGAACCAUGAGCAACAGAGAUAGUUACACGAGCCAUGAUAUCAGGGACAGUUACUACGAAGAUCAACAAAUACCUCAUAGACAAUCGAUUGAUAAUACAUACACGAUCAGCAACAAAUACAGUAAUAUUGAGAACUACGAUGCCAACUCGUACCAACCCUUCUCAGAGACCUUUGAUGACAGCAACAACAACAACAGUGAUGUACAAGAUGAUCAAGUUACAUUCGAAGCCGAGCAUCGUCAUCCAAAUCUCAACAAUGUCACAGAGACUCUAAAUCACUCGAUCCACAACCAUCAACAACAACAAACGCCACAACCAUGGCAGACCCAGACCAAACAAAAUACAAACAACAACAACAACAAUAGCAGCAGCACUCUUAGCACAGGAAGCACUGGAAGUGGCAAGCAGUCAUUACAGCACAGUGCUAAUGCACAGGACAAGUUCUAUCCUCGCUACAUGAACUUUACCGAGUCUGUUUACAUGGCCCAACCACCCUCCACCGAACUAGGCAUCACGGACUCCAUCGUAGACUCUAUCGUGUUGGGUCUGGACAAUAGGCCACCAAAAGAGCAGCACUUUAAUGCUCAACAUAUGCAACAACAGCAGCAGCAUAACAAUGUAUAUUCUCCUCAGCAAAGACAACAACAGCAACAGCAGCAACAACAGCAGCACAACAACAUUGAUUCCAGUAUCCUAUCAGAGUCGUCCUCGUCGCCAAUGACAGAUUCGAACUUUGGUUCAAGUUCGAUAUACUACGAUACUCAGAACUCAUUCACUAGAUAG